This is a messenger RNA of Drosophila hydei, 2361 nucleotides long. RefSeq names its product putative helicase mov-10-B.1. The record is from RefSeq and is a predicted model, not a curated record. The coding region runs from base 147 to 2231 and encodes 694 amino acids. Gene Ontology annotation, molecular function: RNA binding; 5'-3' RNA helicase activity. NCBI's taxonomy places the organism in Eukaryota, Metazoa, Arthropoda, Insecta, Diptera, Drosophilidae. Gene Ontology annotation, cellular component: cytosol; P granule. The transcript has 2 exons. Gene Ontology annotation, biological process: regulatory ncRNA-mediated post-transcriptional gene silencing.
UUUCGCUGCUCUCCCAUUAUUAGUUGCGAGUGAACCGCUGAUCGAGCGUAAAGCAUAUUUGUUUGCUGUGCUGUAGUUAUUGUGAAUCCUUAUCAAGCUUUUAAUUGUUUGUAAAACAAUUUAAUUGGCUUUUUGCCAUUAAGAAAAUGAGCCAAGUAUCUAAGUACGAGCCCAGCGCUGCAAUGCUGCAUGCGCUAGAGCUAGAAUUUUCUGAUGAAAUUCUUACUAAAACCGAUGCAACUUUUCGUUCCUAUUUGGAGCAUCGUCAAUUGAACUAUGAAAAUGCAAUUUCCGUACUUAGGAUGUUGCUCAGCAUUGAGGACUUAAGCACACUAAUGCAGUAUUCUCAGAUAAUGCAGUUCGAUGUGCCAGUCCAAUUGACUAAGGCGGGCAGAUUAUCCAUUAAGCUGUCCCAAAAGGCAAAUCAGAUAAUGUUGGUACCCUUAGUGGACGAGGUUGUGCUACUGCCCGUUGGCACUCUGUCAGCUUCGGAACAGCCAAUACAACGCAUCCCGAAACUCUUCAACAAUGUUGGCAGAGUUUUUGUAGUUACCAAUGUGACGAAAGAGUGCGUUAUCAUAGAACCUAGUAGAUUCUCCAAUGUGUCACCAAAAUCAAUUAAAAACACAAAUUUUGAUGUGAUCUUUCGUUCUCCGCGAAUUCCGUUUCGUGUAAUGUAUCUAGCACUGAAUCGAUUUACAUCAGAUCCAAAAACGCGUCGCUAUCUAUUUCCGCACGUGAAUACACCAAAAAUAAGCAGCAACUCAGGCAGAUUGUCAUUAAUCAACGCUGACAUUCAAUCUAAUCCUGAACAAUUGGAGGCCAUACAGCAGAUCGUUGCUGGGCCUAACCCGGAAGUGCCCUACAUUCUGUUUGGACCCCCAGGCACCGGCAAGACCACGACAAUUGUGGAGGCUAUUCUUCAAGUGUACCUAACGGGGCGGGGUCGUAUCCUCGUAUCAAUAGGCUCCAAUGCAGCUUGCGAUGUGAUAACCUUGAAGCUAAUCCAGCAUAUUGAAAAAGAUAAACGUCUUCAGUCACUUCAGUCCGGAGAAUCAGGGCUCCUUCGCCUGAUCUCGGCCACACAAUUUAAGAAGCAUGUUAAAUCUAUUCAUCCCGCUGUGUUGAAGUACUCCAACUAUGAAGAGAAUCGAAGGAAGAAGACUAAAUCUCGCACAGGCUUGAAAAAAAUUGAUUUAGCAAAAUAUAAAAUCGUUGUGGCGACUCUGUGCUUGUCUGGAUUAAGAGCUGCACGGAGUCUUGUCAAAUUUACCCACAUUUUCAUUGAUGAGGCCGCAUCCGUUUCAGAGCCAGAGACAUUGCUGGCGAUUGCGGGUAUUAAAAAUGACAAUUGCCAUGUUAUACUCUCUGGGGAUCACCAGCAGUUGGGCCCCGUCGUAAAGAGCAAACGUGCCAAGAGUCUCGGAUUGGAUCAUUCCGCUAUGGAACGCCUGUUGCUGCAUAAAAUGUACGAAGUAAACGAGAAGGGUCAAUACGAUCGCACAGUGCAGUCACGAUUACGGCGCAGUUACAGAGCGCACCCGGAGAUCAUUGGGCUCUACAACAAGCUCUUUUACAAUGGCAAUCUUAUCCCAAUGGCACCGAUGGCACAGGUCAACCAAGCGGCCAAUUGGAGCAUGCUGGCAGAUGGAAAGUUUCCAAUUUUGUUCCAGGCAACACAUGGCGAAACGGAAAUCGAAACCAAUUCCACCAGUAGCUUCAACAUGCUGGAGGCACAGAUGGUCUGCUGGUAUGUGCUGAGCCUGCUGAAAGAUGGACUUGGUGGCGUUAAGGUGGAGCAAAACCAUAUUGGCAUCGUGACUCCAUAUUUAGCUCAAUACCAACUGCUAAAGCGUAUGCUACGCGUAAUUAAACAGGAAUCGGUUGAAGUUGGCACCGUGGAGAGAUUUCAGGGGCGUGAAAAACCGAUUAUGAUUGCAUCGCUGGUUAGCUCAUUUUCAGGCGCAAGUUUCCUAUCCAAUCCACGCCGGAUCAACGUGCUGCUCUCCCGUGCCAAAUUGUUGCUAAUACUGAUUGGUAAUCCAAUCACCCUAGGCAAAAAUCAAAAUUUCAAAUUCAUUAUCGAUCAGUGCAAGGCUCACGGCAACGUACAGUACAAGAUGAACAAAAUUAAGGACGAUAGCAUUGUCGAUCUACUGAAGAACUUAAAACUGCAGGAUAUUAAAGACGAAGAAAUGACCAGCAGCCAAUCAUCUUUGGACUCCAUUUAGUAUGAACUCCAAGAGUUGUGAAUUUUUUACGUUUGAUUGCAGCAAACAUCAAUUUCAGAAAAUUUUAAGCCUUUUGCUAAUUUAAUAUUCAAUCAAAAAUUUCAGAUUUUGUUCAGUAAUUUUUAGUUUC